Conger conger (European conger) is the source of this 4390-nucleotide messenger RNA. RefSeq names its product vitamin K epoxide reductase complex, subunit 1-like 1 (gene vkorc1l1). The coding region runs from base 38 to 604 and encodes 188 amino acids. Gene Ontology annotation, biological process: vitamin K metabolic process; peptidyl-glutamic acid carboxylation. Gene Ontology annotation, molecular function: vitamin-K-epoxide reductase (warfarin-sensitive) activity. The transcript has 3 exons. NCBI's taxonomy places the organism in Eukaryota, Metazoa, Chordata, Actinopteri, Anguilliformes, Congridae. The record is from RefSeq and is a predicted model, not a curated record.
UGUACGCUAUUCCACGUCGCAGCUCCCCGGAGCCCCAAUGGUAGGCGGCUGCGUGUGCAAGCAAGGCCGUAGAAAGAUGGCGGCGCCCGUCCUGAGAGUGUCCACCCCUCGAUGGGAAAGAAUAGCCCGGCUGCUUGUCUGCCUGUUGGGCAUCCUGCUGUCACUUUAUGCCUUCCAUGUGGAAAGCGAAAAGGCGAGGGACCCGAAUUACAAGGCUAUGUGCGACGUGAGCAACUCAAUGAGUUGCUCUAAAGUGUUCUCCUCCAGGUGGGGUCGAGGAUUUGGACUGCUGGGUUCCAUCUUUGGUAAAGACAGUGCAAUGAACCAGCCAAACAGUGUCUACGGAAUUUUCUUUUAUGUGUUUCAGCUGUUACUAGGAAUGACCGUCAGCGCAAUGGCAGCCCUCAUCCUCAUGACCACAUCCAUUGCGUCCGUUGUGGGGUCACUGUACCUUGGCUACAUCCUCUACUUCGUCUUGAAGGACUUCUGCAUCGUCUGCAUCACCACGUAUGCACUGAACUUCAUCCUGUUUGUCCUCAACUACAAGCGACUGGUUUACUUGAACGAAGCUUGGAAGCAGCAACUCCAAGCUAAGCAAGACUAAAACAAAGGAGGUAAAAUAAAAUAAAACAACAGCAACAAAAAAAAAGAAAAGAAAUGUGACCUCUGAACUUUUGACUCGCCAUCAGGAGACCUUGCUUCCAAACAUUGUUUAUUCUGCAGAUUUAAAAAAAUCAAAACGAUAAAAAAUGGCACCACUUCGGGGACAGAGAUCACAAGUACCAUGCAUACAAAGGAAGGAUUUAAAGAAACAGAAAAUUAACUUUUAUUUUUUCUUUUACUUUUGUCUUUUUCUGGUUUGUUCCCCAAUAUUAUUUCCUAAGGGAUGGGUUUUUGGAAAAAAACUAACAAAAAAAAAACCCAACAAGAAUGAAUAAAAUGAGCAAGCACUGAUGUUGGACUUUGGAGGACAUCCUGCCCUUGAAGAAGGAAAUUUGAAAAGAUGAGAAUGGGACUUGAACGGUUUAUACUUGAAACGGAUAGGAAAAAAUGAGUUCAUGUUGAUCUCAGCUGUACGUAAAUCUAAAGGAUCUGAAUUAUGGGGAUAAAAAAAAAAUGCAUGAUCAUGAAGUUAUUUCAUAAUUCACAACUGUGAUUCCCUGAAAAGAGAUCAAAUGGAAUAACACCAUAAAACAUUUUUUUUGUUUACAGAAAGUUGUGAAGAGGACCACUAAUAUAAAAUAUGGGAGAAUGUGUAUUUUUUUUGCAAUUUUGUAAAUAGCGGCUUAGCAAUAUUCCAAGCUAGAUUGUGUUUUAGUCUUUGAAACAGACUUAAAAAAUAUACAGAUGUUUGAGUCCUCCUCUGGAUGAAUAUUACCAGAAUGUAUUUGCAGUUGGUGUGCAACCAUCCUAAUUUCUGCAAUCAAAAGCAAGGAACGCGGCAUGCUAUUUUGAAUUGUAUGGACGAAUGAUGCCCACUGACCAAUCUCCGCUGCCCUCGGAAGUCAGUGGAGCUGGUUUUAGUCCUCCUUCAGACUUCAGAUGUUGAGGAAUUUCCAGUUUGACACCUUUCCUUUGGAAUAAACACUCGUGUAAAGCAUUCCUGACAUACCUGGAGAGGAACACGGGUCAUAGUGUGCAAGUACAAAUCUAUGACUUCCUAUUGAAGUUAAGUAGACUUACUGGGAAAAAAAAUCUGGUAAUUUACAUAGUAUUCUAUUCCUACCACAUUCAACGGUUUAUUGAAUGGUUAAUCCAAGGCCAAAAAAAAAAAAAAAAGGCAAUUUGAAGUUCACUUUAAGAUACAGUUUCUGCGACUUAAUAAUUUUCCUCAUUUGACCCUAUUCCUCCCUAUUUGAAAUAACCAGUCAUAACCAGUUGUAAUUUUGUCCUAUUGGUCCAACAUCCUGUUAGUUCAGGGGAAGGCAGUCCUGCCAUUGCAGUUGGUGCAGACGGACUUGCUGGUGUGCUAUAUGGUGAGGAUAACCUGCUGACUGAAACCCUACCUCCCCAAGAGAUGGCAGAGGCAGUUCUGCUGCCCCAUGGAGUUGCUAACCACUGUAGCCACUGCAACAGGCAAGAUAUGAUUCCAGGAUUUGGGGUGCAUCACUGUACUAAGGUCUAGUUAGUAUACCACCCAACAACCCAUUUCAUCGUUUUGUCACCAACACCCUUCUAGCCAGCUUUAAAUCUUUCGCAUUCUGCGACUGAUUUGUUUGUUCGUAUUUUAGUACCUGCCGUACAGGCACACCCAGAAAGUGCCCAAGAUGUAUACCUAGUUUUCCCAUCCAGUGCUUCAUCCAGUACUCUGCAUUGCUGCCCACAAUGUAUACCAAUACAACUAUAUGUGACUGCCCAUAAAUUCUGUAAAAUGGAGGCAAAAGUUAUGGACCCACAACUUAUCAAAUGUUUUUAAAAUUGUGUAUGUUCCAGUGAAGUUAAAUUUAGUUCAGGGGUGUGGGUUUGUCCGUUUUUGUCCAUGUGUAUGUACACAUGCACUCUCCUUCCCUGGGCUGGUUGAUCAUAUUUGGAGAGUAAUGUAUGUUGAUAAACGGAGUACAGUAUCUAGCUGGUGCUAUUCAGUGAGUACUUUGGCAUGGUAAAACUGGGCUUCUCUGCAGGUUGUUGCAAGAAAGAAUGGUAGUUUUCCAUGUAGCGUUUCAACUUUACAGAAGAGUUAAUCCUGCACGAUUUGAAAGAAAUGCUUUCGCUUCACACAAACGAUAUACACACUGUGAUCAUGACAUAGUUAAAUAAACAUAUAAAGUCAACUGACUCAAAGCUCAAACUGAGUGUUAGGCUUGUGUACCGAGGCAACAACUGUAAACUUUCACUAUCCUGCUUUAUUACCCAAUGGAGUUUUGCCCCCUGUGAGUUUUGAAAACAAGCUUUCCCAAGCACAUAGGGCUAGCAAGCUAUAAUUCAGAAAAAUGACAUUGGCAUAGAUCAGAAAUUACUUCACAUUACUAUUUCAUGAUCACUCUCCAUUAAAAUGUUAUCUGUGCUGUAAAUGGGACGUAUCAUUCCUGAACUGGAUUUCCAUAAUGAAAAAACAAACUGUAGAAAGUAUACUAAAAAAAACAACAAAAAAAGUAAACAGUUGACACAAAUAUGUAUGGUGGAUCUUGUGAGUUGGUUGCCAACAGUGCACUCUUGAUAUUGAUGACACCCAAGCAAUUUGUGCCAUUAUUUUAUUUGCAUAGCAGCAAUUAAAUUGUUAGCAAGAAGGCUGGUGGUACGCAUAGCUAAGGAGCAUUUUCUCAAAUACUGUGGAACAGUGUAAUUGUGAUUGUGAUAAAAGGACAAGAACCAUUAUGGUUUUAAGGUCAAUGUUGAAAUGUAAAUGUUAAUACACGGUUACUGCUUUUCAAUGAGGUUCUUUUUUUUUUCUGGGUUGUCUUGCAGAAAAGGUGAUGGGUUUAACGGUGGGAAAUGGUACAAAAUUGUUUAAUUGGUUCUUUUUCAAGCAAACAAACCAAAAUGUGAAACAAAAUUUUCUGUAGGAAUCGCCAGGACAAAGUCAUACUGUUGAAAGAAAUUAAUAAAUACAGCAACAUUUUGUAUUUAUUUAUAUAUGUGGUGGAAAUAUGGGACGAAGUAUCACUAUUUUGCAAGAAAGGAAUCCAUUUUACUGCAAGUGUUUCAGGUCACAUCAGUGAUGUCACAGAAUGUGCCUUCUGCUCUGACUGGGCCUGAGCAGUCACUCCUUACGCAGCAGAAAAUGGCCGCCGGUAUUCCUGCUUACCCAUGUAAGGUGUAUCUGAUUACCGAAAAUCCCUCAGCACCACGUAAUUUGCUCACAAUGGAUGUCGUUAUAGAGUAGACCAUCAAACUGUCUCAAAAAACGGUGGCUCCUGUAAAGUUUUUUUUUUUUUUUUUUUUGCUUUUAGAGUUAGUAAUCAUGUUGUCAAUAUUUUGUCUCAAACUCCAAGAAUGUUUAAACUGAACUUUUUUGUUGUCUCAACUGUGACUAGUAAAGAGUUUAUUUCUCUCCUAAUGUUAUAAGGGGCUUCUAUUGUUAAAUUACUAUGCCCUUUAGCUGUGUAGAUUUAACACUAUAGGUUAUUUUAUUAGAAAUGAACAGGAUUGGAGGUUGGGGAGUCCAUGUGUCAGCGUCAGAUUUUAUUUUAAUCAGUUUCUGUGGAGGAAAACUGUUUUUAGGUUUUUGCUUCUGUAUUUGCCAAAUAUGUUGUUCAAAAUGCUGUAUUUUCUUACAUGGAAAAGUGUUACAUGAAGGGUAGGAUGACACAAACACGAAAAACCAAUUGAUGAAAUCCACCAUUAGGUUCUGUAUAUGAAAAAUGUUGCCUGUGAUGACAACGGUGAACAUUAAAAUCGUGUCAUUGUCGUGUGGAAAUGGUCUACCAUUAAAACAUUCCCUCUGAAGCCA